Messenger RNA from Neurospora tetrasperma FGSC 2508, 1064 nucleotides. RefSeq lists its product as uncharacterized. The coding region runs from base 1 to 477 and encodes 158 amino acids. Lineage: Eukaryota; Fungi; Ascomycota; Sordariomycetes; Sordariales; Sordariaceae. Gene Ontology annotation, biological process: positive regulation of TOR signaling; positive regulation of MAPK cascade; lysosome organization. The record is from RefSeq and is a predicted model, not a curated record. Gene Ontology annotation, cellular component: Ragulator complex; late endosome membrane; membrane raft. The transcript is spliced from 3 exons.
AUGGGCAACUUUUGCUCAACCUGCUUCGGCGGUAGGAGGAGCGAUGACUACGAUGAGGAGGACGAGGCCCAGCAUCUCUUCGACGAGAACAACAUGCACUACGGUAGCUUUGAUCAGCAACACAUGAUGAAUCAGGAAGACCCCCAAGAGACAGAAAGGGAAAUUGCGGCUCUGCAGGGCGUGGUGGAACGCACAUCAAAUAACAUGGUCGACAUCUAUGAUAUGGUCCCGCAUGACAAACCCAUGCAAGACGCUCCUGUUCCCUACGGCUUUGCCGGCCAGCGCUACAAUGCCCUGCUUUCCAAGCUCUCAACCCACGACGACAUGGCCUCCGUUGCACGGGUUGACUGGGGCACCCCUGAGGACGACAGCAUGGAGAUGCUGCGCAAAGCUUCCUUGCCAACCAUCCCCAUCAAGGCUGAAGGAGGCGAGGCCCUCGUCGGUAACUUUACCGAUGCCGCUGCCGCCAUGCGCUGAAACCAUACCACGACAUUAAACCGUGACUCGUUGUCCAUACCCAAUCCACCUGAUGCCGACGGCAACAUGACAGAACAUCCACAGUAUCCUCCGACCCAGAAUAUACCACACCAUACGUUCAUCAAACCAGAACCACCUGACACAACAAUAAAUCCGGGACUCCUUGGCCAUGCCGAUACGAGGUGGCAUGUCCAAGUUCGCUUGGCCGGUUUCCCCCAUCAUUUUUUCCUUUUGUAAUUUCUCGUCUUUCCUGAUGCUGUUCCGGAAACAGCGGGCGUUCAGCGAUUCGAUAGGUCUGCGGCCAGAGACAACGUGGCAUGGCAGGAUGUUAUGUUGAUGAGUUGUCGAUACCCGUCGAGGUGGGAUACAGCGUCCAUUCGUCUCAUACAUCACCGCCUUGUAUGCCCAAGAUGUUGGAUAAGGCCAAGGAUAGGCUUAAAAACGGCGUGUUUGGGGGUAUGUAUGCGUUGUACAGCAACAAUUCAAUUUAAUGCUUUCCUUUGUUCAAUGACUGGAUCAAGGCUAUUUGGACCAACCCAUGGUGGUGUAGUCCUCUGGCCCCUAACAAACAAAAUGUUGACAAGGCG